Colias croceus (clouded yellow) is the source of this 1570-nucleotide messenger RNA. RefSeq names its product pro-resilin (gene Cpr50Cb). The record is from RefSeq and is a predicted model, not a curated record. Gene Ontology annotation, cellular component: extracellular matrix. Bases 136 to 705 code for a protein of 189 amino acids. Lineage: Eukaryota; Metazoa; Arthropoda; Insecta; Lepidoptera; Pieridae. The transcript has 6 exons.
ACACAGUUCAGUUUUGCGCGCGAAACUUGACAAUCGCGUGUGUGGUUUUUUUUUUAAUCGAAAGGAUCUUGUACAGAUUUUUAUGUGAUCUGUGGUGAUUGUGUUAUAAAAAUAUUUUAAUAACAGUAAAGCACCAUGCACUUCACAAAUAAGAUGAUCCUUUCCUUCGUCGCGGCAUCGUCGCUGUUCAGCCUGGUGACGUCAGCGGGCAAUGAGUACCUCCCUCCCCCCACGGGAUAUACGUAUCAGACACCCUCGAUAUCCUUCCCUAUUAGAACUACGCAGCCAACGUACCGGCCGACGCCGGCCCCCACCCCGCGGCCCACGCGGCCCACUUACCUCCCGCCCGCGCCCACGCCUGGGCCUACACCUGCCCCACACGACCACCACGAACAUCACGAGCACCACGAGCAUCACCACCACGAGCCAGGCAUGCCUUUCGACUUCGCGUACACUGUGAACGAAGACGACAACAAUUACAGCCACAACGCUAUAUCAGAUGGUGACGUCACUCGUGGGGAAUACCGCGUGGCGCUGCCCGAUGGCCGUACACAGAUUGUCAAGUAUACCGCUGAUUGGAAGAAUGGUUUUAAUGCUGAGGUAUCUUAUGAAGGAGAAGCAAGGUAUCCCGACCAACCCGCUGGCUUCGCAAAUGGCAACAACAGAGCGUAUGCACCACCAAGCGGUGGCGGUUACCAUUACUAAAUAAGUUCCACCGAUUUUGUGAUACGUUGAAAACAUUCAUGCUGUAAAUAGGAAUCCAUAUUUUACAAUAAACUUAUUGUUAAUCACUGUUAAUCAUAUACGUGUAAAAAAUGUGUAUAUCCAAUAAAUAAACCUCAUUCAAUCGUAUCAUUGUUCGUGACAGCUGCAGCGCGGGAAAAUUUGGCGGGAAUUUUUCCUACAGAUUGUUUCCUAGCACGAUAUUGCCAUUCAAAAUAAUCAUUUUGUAAUUGAGCUUUUAGCUUGGUUAUGUAAAAUGAAGAGUACAACUCAAUAACAUACUCCAUCAAUUUUGUAGCUAGAUAAAUCUAGUUAAUCACAAAAUAUCCAAUUAAUGUAAUUGAAAAUAUAAAGUUGCGAUUAUUUAAUGUUCGAAUGAUUUGAACGAUUACUCUAAGUUACCAAACAAGUUAUUAGAUACUUAUAAGAAAUAGUGAUAAUUAAAGUAAAUUAUAUAACCCAAUAUUUUCAGUUUCUCAUAUAAUUAUGUCCAAAAAUGACCUUUGAGUAGAAUCUUUAUACUUCUUUCCAUAUUAUGCUUAACUUAUCGGUUUAAAAAAUUAGAAAAGAAAAUAAAAAUGUAACUAGGCAAACUAGUCAGAAUUAUUUUUCUUCACUGUAAUUUUUUAUCUGUUGUUACAGAGACAAUUGACUCGAAAAAGUAAAUUUACUUUUUAAAUACAAUAUAAUUGUUACUUUAAAGUGAUAAAAUUAUGUCAAUUUAAAAUACUCAACAUCACUGCCUUGUAUAAUGUAUCCUAUCCUUAUUGUAUUAUUAUGUAAAACCUAUUUAAUGUACUUACUUAUUUUUGUAUAAGAGUUUGCAAAUAAAUAUAUUUUUAUAUAA